AUGGCAGCCCCGGCGGCGCGCCUCGACGCGCUGCUCGCGGCGCUCGACGGCGCCGAGGACCUCGGCGGCGCGCAGCCGCUCGCGGAGCUCGUCGAGGAGUGCGACGCGUCCAAGGCGAGCGCGAAGCACGUCGGCGCGCGGCCCGAGGCCGUGGACCUCUGCGCGCGGUGCCUCGCGUGCCCGGCGACGGACGACGAGCGCGGCCCCGCGCACCUCGGCGCCGUCCUCGUCAAGGUCGUCGCGAAGCGGUCGCCGCGGUUCCGGUCCGCCGUCGCCGCGCGCGACGACGUGCUCUUCCGCCUCGUGCGGCUCGCGCGGGAGCAUGGGGCCAUCGCCGAGCGGGCCGUCUGGGCCCUGGCGAACGUGUGCUUGGACUGCCCAAGAGCAAAAGACAGAGUGCCGGCGCUCGGCGGCCUCCGCGCGGCCGUCGACUGCUGCGGCGCGGAUCGCGACGCGGGCGCGCGCGAGCGCGGCGCGCAGGCCGUCGACGCGCUCUGCGCGGCCCACGGGGCGAACCAGGAGCGCGUCUGCCUCGAGGGCGGCGCGCCGCCCCUGUUGGCCCUCUUACGGGACCCGAAGGCGACGGGCAACGGCCGGCUCCGCGCGGCGUUCGCGACGUACCGCCUCGCGUCGAACGCGGCGAACGCCGCGGCGCUCCUCGACGCCGGGGCCCACGUCGCCCUCGGCGCGGCGCUCGAGGACCACGUCGCGAACGGCGUCGACUCGCCGCGGGGUUUGGGCCACGAGGACGGCGCCGUCGCGGCCGCGGCCGCGCUCGCGCUUUUGCCCAAGGGCGGCCACGGCGCGAAGAACGCCGUGCUCACGGUGGCCCAGGCGGACCUCUGCGCGCGCGUCGUCGCCAAGGCGCUCACGGACAAGGCCGAGGACGACGCCGCGGGCCGCGCGAUGCGGCUCCGCGACUUCACGAUCGCCGCGCGCGCGCUCGCGGGCCACGUGGGCCCGCGCGAGGCCGCGAAGCUCGCGACGGCCCUCGCGGACCCGCUCGUCGCGUGCCUCGCCAAGGACGCGUGGACCGCGCGGGGCGCCGGCGGCGAGGAGAGCGGCGCGUACCGCGCGCUGUGUUUAGGGGACGCGGCGGGCGCGGUGCUCCAGCUCGCGUGCGGCGGCGGGGCCUGCGUCGCGACGCUGCGGGCCGCGGGCGCCGUCGAGGCGCUGGAGCGCGUCGGCGGCGCGGACCGGAGCGACGGCCGCCUCGCGGACGCCGUCGACGGCGCGCUCCACCACCUGCGGGGCGGCGGCGACGACGCCGGCGCCGCGGCGCUCGGCGACUCGAAGAAGUACCACCUCUUCAUCAGCCACAAGCAGAGCGACGCCAAGGACUUUGCGCGCGCGCUCCACACGAUGUUCACGCUCCGCGGGCUCCACGCGUUCAUCGACAUGGAGUACGCGGGCGACCUCGGCACGCUCGAGGAUAUAGUGAGGGCCAGCGUCGUCCUCGUCUUCAUCCUGAGCGACUACGUCCUGGACAGCCCCUGGUGCGUGUCCGAGCUGAGCGCCGCCGUCGCGCACGGCGUGCCCGUCGUCGUCGUCAAGAAGGAGGGCAGCCGCUGGCGCGACCCGGAGGCGCCCGAGUCGACGGCGCGGUGCCUGAAUUUUCCGAGCUACGCCGAGCUCGCGAAGCUGCCGCCGGCCGCGCGCGACGUCUUCCAGAUCAAGACCGUGGAGCACAGCGACGUCUACUACGCGUCCUUCAUCGACAAGCUCUUCGAGCGCCUCGCCGAGGCCGGCGUCGCCGACGGCGGCGGCGGCGGCGACGAGCCGGGCACGCCCGGCGACCCGUCGCCGACGCCGUCGCGCCGGAGCCUGAGCUACGGCGCGCUCCGGGCCCGGUCCGAGGCGAGCUUCCGCUCCGCGCCGACGGUCGCCGAGGACGAGUGCGCGUCGGAGAGCCGCGCGUCCGAGGCGCGCGAGGCGCCCGCGGCGCUCCUCCGGGACCUCGCGGACGCGCUCCGCGAGUCGCGCGCGCCGGGCCCGGCGCCCGAGGUCCACGUCACCGUCGCCGCGCCGCGCCUCGCGGACGUCGUCCUCGCCGCCGCCGUCGCGUCGGCCGUCUCCUGCGGCGUCUGCGCGACCUUUUUCUUCCUCGUCGUCGCGCCGAGGCUGUGA
Messenger RNA from Aureococcus anophagefferens, 2127 nucleotides. RefSeq lists its product as hypothetical. The record is from RefSeq and is a predicted model, not a curated record. The coding region runs from base 1 to 2127 and encodes 708 amino acids. Gene Ontology annotation, biological process: signal transduction. The transcript has 2 exons. NCBI's taxonomy places the organism in Eukaryota, Pelagophyceae, Pelagomonadales, Pelagomonadaceae.